This is a messenger RNA of Salvelinus sp. IW2-2015, 2668 nucleotides long. RefSeq names its product potassium voltage-gated channel subfamily A member 3-like. Gene Ontology annotation, cellular component: membrane; voltage-gated potassium channel complex. Gene Ontology annotation, molecular function: protein binding; delayed rectifier potassium channel activity. Gene Ontology annotation, biological process: protein homooligomerization; potassium ion transmembrane transport. The record is from RefSeq and is a predicted model, not a curated record. Lineage: Eukaryota; Metazoa; Chordata; Actinopteri; Salmoniformes; Salmonidae.
AUGAUGAGAGGGGAGGGAAGUCGCGUCGCCUGAGCGUCGCUCUGCGUGUAUGGGGGGUUUGGCUAGAGGAGGCGCGGCGCACUCUGCCCUCUCCAUACCACCUGUAUGGAUGACCACUUUAAACUAAUCGACUCACCACGCUCGGUGAGACACAGAGGCAACAACGUUGAGAACCACGGUUACUUCGAGACGGAGAAGGGCGUCAUGACUGUCGAGAACAUGUUGGAGGAGUCAGUGGCACUUUCGAGCCACCUGUCCGUGGAUCGAUAUGAGCGAGAGCGUGGACGCGAUUGCUGCGAGAGGGUGGUUAUCAACAUUUCAGGUUUACGCUUCGAAACUCAACUCAAAACUUUCAACCAGUUUCCGAAAACGUUGCUCGGGGACCCUAGAAAGAGAGUGCGUUACUUUGACCCACUGAGGAACGAGUACUUCUUCGACAGAAACCGACCCAGCUUUGAUGCCAUUCUCUAUUAUUACCAGUCAGGAGGGCGCAUACGUAGACCUGUUAACGUGCCUAUUGACAUCUUUUCUGAGGAGAUCAAUUUCUAUCAACUCGGGGAAGAGGCUAUGGAAAAAUUCCGAGAGGACGAAGGAUUCAUAAAAGAAGAGGAACGUAUUUUACCCAAUAAUGAAUUCCAAAAGCAGGUUUGGCUUUUGUUUGAAUACCCUGAAAGCUCUGGGCCAGCUAGGGGAAUAGCUAUCGUCUCAGUGCUUGUCAUUUUAAUAUCAAUUGUUAUAUUCUGUUUAGAGACCUUGCCUGAGUUUCGGGAUGACCGGGAACCUAUCCCGUUAGCACUUACAGUCAAUGGGACGGCCUCCUACCACGCAAAUCCAUUCACCGACCCUUUCUUUGUUAUAGAAACACUUUGCAUAAUCUGGUUCUCUUUUGAGUUGCUGGUCAGGUUCUUCGCGUGCCCUAGCAAAUCCACGUUCUCAAAAAAUAUAAUGAACAUCAUCGACAUUGUUGCCAUAUUUCCCUACUUCAUCACUUUGGGGACAGAACUGGCUGAGAAGCAGGGUAACGGUCAGCAAGCCAUGUCCCUGGCCAUUCUCAGAGUGAUAAGGCUCGUGAGAGUCUUUCGCAUCUUCAAGCUCUCCAGGCAUUCUAAGGGCCUACAGAUCUUAGGGCAGACGCUAAAGGCAAGCAUGAGGGAGCUUGGACUGCUGAUAUUUUUUCUUUUCAUUGGAGUUAUCCUUUUCUCCAGUGCUGUUUAUUUUGCCGAAGCCGAUGACCCAUCCUCCAGUUUCACAAGCAUCCCAGAUGCGUUCUGGUGGGCUGUGGUCACCAUGACUACUGUCGGAUAUGGAGACAUGCACCCUGUGACAAUUGGUGGCAAAAUUGUUGGGUCAUUGUGUGCUAUUGCCGGAGUGUUGACUAUUGCUCUCCCUGUGCCAGUUAUUGUCUCCAACUUCAAUUACUUUUACCAUAGGGAGACUGAUGGAGAAGAGCACGCACAGUACUUGCACGUCAGCAGCUGCGAGCACCUACCCUCAGCCACAGAGGAGCUGAAAAGGACUCGUAGCACGUCAUCUCUGAGCAAGUCAGAAUAUAUGGUUAUAGAGGAGGGCAUCAACAGUGGGUAUAAACAGCCCAACUUCACCAAUGAGAAUAACCAAAACUGCGUGAACAUCAAAAAGAUAUUCACGGACGUGUAAAUGCUUUCAUUUUAUAUGAUGGAGAUAUAGAGUUGACUACUAUUUUUUUCUAUGAUAUCUAAACUAAUCGUGAUGUGUCGGUACAUAUCUGUCAGGUGGAGUGUGCUAGUGUGUCACACAGGUUGCAAAAAGUACUGUGAUCUUACAAUUCGUCCUUGGAGUCCAAAACAGGUGUUGAUGUUCGGUAGUUCGGUAGGUUGUAAGUGUUGCAUAUUUAUUCCCGAAUCGAAACAGUGUUGUCGUUGUGUUUUUUGAGGGGAAACGUUCGUUGGCUUAUCAGUGUUCAGUCUUGUCAUGAAUAGCAAUACAAUAUAAUAUACAAUGUCUGUAGGAUGUUGCUUACAUCGGAUGAUGACAAACAUAGGCUAUGCCUGAAUGGGCAACAUAUGCGUAAUGGAAAUAUCAUGGACAUACAGUAUCAUAGCCUACGGGAGCAGGCUUUUAGCAUUACAGCCAAUACCAAAUAAACAAGAAAAUGAAAGUACCAAGACUCGGGAAUGUCUUUGAUAAAAUAUCUCCAUGUAAUUUGAAUGUAUCAUUACCCAUUAAAUGGGCUAAAAUAAUUGUAUAGCCUACAAUUGAUAGUGGUAUAAAUUAUUGGUAAUAAUUGGAUCUGGUCAUAAUUCCAUCCAAAGACAUCGUCAGAACUACAUGGAAUUUAUUUUCCUACAAAACAUGACUUCCAAGACUAUUUCCAUCAUGGAGGAUAGUGUGAGCACAAUGAUGAAGACAUGAACACAUUGCAUAUAAUGCGCGCGGAUGGAAGAAAGAAGAACAGCAAAGUCCCGCCUCCUGCAUGCCACUUAGCCUUGUGAUGCAGUCUCCAUGACGACUACAGUUUCCUGGGUAACCCCGUUAAUGUUACCAUGGUAUCACUCUGCGUUUUCACAGAAACCCUCCAGAUGGAUCAGCAGCCCGCCUUGAAAGAGAGAGCAGAGCCCUCCGUGAGUCUUAAUAUGAUAAACAUGUAGACCUAAUGAAACAACGUUUAAAAAAUCUGCAAAAAAAGAAA